AUGAUACCUGCUUUAAGCGUUAUUAUUCCUACCAUUAUCGUUGUAUUCUGUGGAAUGACAAAAUUAUGUACAAACAGUAAAUCUUCACCAAAAUGUUCAAAGAUUCUCUUCAAAUGCGGUUUUUACUCCGGUCUAAUUGCUCUUGCCGGAGCAUUCUUUAUCGGAUGGAUUAUAAUGCUUAUUGCUAGUUUAAGUUUUGCUAGUGGCUACAGUAUAGAAGCGCUUUGUAAUCCGUUAUUUCACGAUUCCAAAAUGCGCCUUUUCAGUACAGUACCACUAUUUCAGUUUAACAUACAAAUUCCUAUCGAUAGGAAAAAUUUUACGACAAAUAUCGGUAAUAUUAUAAAACAAUGCAAAAACAAUGAAACCAUUCUGUCGGUGUUAGAAAUCGAAAGGUUAAUUAAUGUUGAUGGAAUUAUGAAAAAAAUGGAUAUUGAAGGAAGACGAAAUAGAGCAAUUGAUGUAAUCAAAAAUAUAAAUUUAAAGCAGCAUUUUCCGGAGCAAUUUUUUAAUCAACUUAUGGAAGAUUCUGAAUGGUUGGAAAAGAUGAAUACUGAAUUGAAUAAUUUUAUUAUUUCGGAUGAUAUUGCAGUACUGAAUGAAUCAUUGCAUGAUAAUUUCAACUAUAUGUUUGAUAAUAUAUCAAAUUUAAUCAAAAUUAUAACUGAUACCACUAAUACAACAAAGCAAGUAAUUGAUGAAUACCUUUAUUCGAAUGAAAUGAUUAAUGAAAGUACUCAAAUAAUUGUAAGGGAAACCAAUAAUACAAUUACUAUUAUCAGGAAAUAUAUUUCUGAGAGUACGAAUUAUUUACGAAAGAAUUCAUAUGGUUGUCGUCCUUUCUAUGAUAUUUGGCAUAAUACAGGUUUAGCAAUGCGACAAAAAAUUGGUCAACCAAUUCAAGCUCUUUGGUUAACAACUGCCCUAUUAGCACUAUCAUUUAUUCCAGUUAUUAUUCUUACAAAGCUUAUUAUGAAAUAUCUUACUAAAAUGAAUAGAAAAUAUGAUUUUAAAGAAAAAAUAUUAACAUUAUAA
Molecule: messenger RNA, 1035 nt
Organism: Loa loa (African eye worm)
Lineage: Eukaryota; Metazoa; Nematoda; Chromadorea; Rhabditida; Onchocercidae
Exons: 8
Coding region: 1-1035 (344 amino acids)
Source: RefSeq, a predicted model, not a curated record